AUUUAUGAGAACUUAAGAUAAGCCUAGUAAAUAAGGAGGAUUAUACAGUCUUAAUCUUGGAUAGAAUAAUGGUCCUUACCUUCCAAAAGACAUUAUGUUAACAAAUUAAAAAUCUCUUAAGGUUUGAUAAUGUAACAGCUUAGCUACUCCAAGGAGAUGAAGUCAGUAAAUCUGUAUCUCAUGUACUUGCCAGAGCUGGAAUGGGAUAAUUGUAUGAACCUCCAGAUAUCUAUGAUGAGAAAUCCAAAUAGUUUGUUAAUCUUGAUGAAAAAUACAAAACAAGAAUGAGUGCAAGUGAUAAUGUAGCUGCCAUGAGUACACUCUAUACUACAUCUAUCAAAUAGCUUUAAGAUUCAUUAGCUGAGUAUAAAGAAUUAAUCAAAAAAACAGAAGUAAUCAAUAUACACUAAAUCUAGGAAGAAUUAAAAGCUAUGAAUGAAAAAAUCAAUAAUGAUAAUAUUACCAAUAUUAGAGAAUUAUAACCUAUGCUCAAAGUUUUUCAUGGAAAACUCAAAGAAAAAUUACAUGAGGAAAAAAAUGAGAAUUAUAAACUUAUGAGAGAAAUAGAAGCAUUAAAUAGAGAAAAACUAUAAAUUUAGUAAUAAUCUAUCUCAUUUAUUUAGAUAAUCUAUUCUCUUCUCGCAUAAAAGAAUAAUGGACUUAGAAAAACUUGUUGGUAUAUAACAUAAAUAAGAGUCACUCUAUGCUGAAAAAAUUCAUGAAGAAGAUGAUAUUAAUGAUGAUGAUGAUGAUCAAUAACAUUCAGAUAAAGAAUUAGACUCUUAAAUGUCAGAAUCUUAAGACUGAUUUUUGUAAUCAAUUUAAUGAAUAUGAAUGUUAAAAUAACUCUUAUAAUCAAC
Molecule: messenger RNA, 860 nt
Organism: Paramecium sonneborni
Lineage: Eukaryota; Ciliophora; Oligohymenophorea; Peniculida; Parameciidae
Source: the annotation of a GenBank genome assembly